Scedosporium apiospermum is the source of this 3804-nucleotide messenger RNA. RefSeq names its product Dynactin, 150 kDa isoform. The transcript has 2 exons. Lineage: Eukaryota; Fungi; Ascomycota; Sordariomycetes; Microascales; Microascaceae. Gene Ontology annotation, cellular component: cell tip; microtubule associated complex; spindle. The record is from RefSeq and is a predicted model, not a curated record. Gene Ontology annotation, biological process: nuclear migration involved in conjugation with cellular fusion; establishment of mitotic spindle orientation. The coding region runs from base 1 to 3804 and encodes 1267 amino acids.
AUGACGGACAUAGCUGUGGGCCAGAUCGUCCAGCUCCCCAAUGGAUGCAAGGGCGAGGUCAGGUUCGUCGGUGAGACGGCGUUUUCCCAGGGCAUCUGGGUAGGAGUCGAACUCGAGGAUGCUAGCGGCAAGAAUGAUGGAAGCGUCCAUGAUAGGCGGUACUUUACCUGCGAUAUGGGCCGGGGCAUGUUUGUGAAGCCGCAGGCCCUUAAGAUUAUCGGCCAAGCUCCGCCGAGGGCGGCGCCGGCUCCCAGGGCGGGUGCAUCUCCUACGAAAUCGCCCACCAAGGGCAUUACACCGACUAGUGCCUCGAGCUCACGAACGAAUACCCCCUCAAAUUCCCGCGUCCCUAGCAUUGGCACCAAACCUAAGACUGUUGGAAGUGUACGGACGUCUAUGGGUCCUCCGCCUCUUCCGAAGACUGCAGCAAAACCUAUGGCAGGUUCGGUGGCGAACCGCCAAAGCAGUGGCUCCACAAGGCUGGCCAACCGACUAUCGCUAGCCUCCUCCAAGCCUCCCAGCAGGGCUGGUAGCUUACGGCGACCAUCGGCGGAUUCACAAGCAACCGGGGCUGAUAGCCGCAGGUCGAGUAAGGAAGAGGGAACUAUGGCCUCCGACAAGAGUGAAACAGAGAUCCUGUCGCCGAAGCCUAGGAGCCCCAUCCUCACCAAGUCUAACCCGGUAGAGAGGCUCACGGCCGUGGCCCAAGGAUCUGCUACUGGAGCAAGAGGGGGCCGGCCUGCGGCGAACGACGCUGCCAACCGCGAGAUCGCGGAUCUCAAGACGAAGAUUAAAAUCCUGGAACGGAAAGCGAUGGAGAACCGAGACAAGCUGGCGACGAUUCCCAAGCUUCAGCAGGACCUUGAGAGAUACCAAACUAUCAUCCAAAAACUGCAGCAAAAGGCCCAAGAUAACAACGAAUCGAGGAAACAAGUAAAAGAGAUGGAGCAGAAAAUAGCUGCCCUCGAAGAUGCCCAAGCUGACCAUGAGACGGAGCUGGAGAGCAUGCUACUUGACCGUGAGAUGGCGGAAGAGCAGCUUGAACACGUCAAGAUGGAUCUUGAGAUGACUAAAGAGCGGCUCGAGGUUCUCCAGCUCGAGUAUGAUAUUUUGCACGCCGAACGGGAGGAGGCUGUCCAAGGUCUUACUCCCGAAGAGCGAGCUAGUGAAAGCUGGAUUGCCAAGGACAGGGAAAACGAAAGGCUAAGAGAAGCUCUCGUGCGGUUUCGGGACAUUACGCGUGAGAAGGAAGCCGAGCUGCUGGAUCAAAAUGCUGCAUUGGAGGAGGACCUUAAGGACUUUGCCGUUACGAAGGAGCAGUUGGGCCAAUGCAAGGAGAAGCUCGAAAAGUCCAGUGACAUCAUUGAGGACUUGCGACAGCAGCUCGAGAACGCUCUUGGCGCGGAAGAUCUAAUUGAGGACCUUACGCAUCGGAACAUGUCCCUAGGCGAGGAGGUCACCGAGCUCAAGGCCGUUAUUGAUGAGCUCGAGACCCUCAAGGAGCUCAACGACGAGCUCGAAGCCAACCAUGUUCAGAAUGAAAAGGAGAUGCAGGAGGAACUUGACUUUAAGGACUCUGUUAUCGCCGAACAAGUUCGACGAGUUACUCAACAGGAGCAAGGCUUGGAAGACAUGGAGUAUACACUCUCCAGGUUCCGCCAACUCGUCACCACUUUACAGACGGACUUGGAAGAUAUGCGCGCCUCUCACGCUGUCACCGAGACGGAGUCGGCGAAGCUGAACGACCGGUCUAGAGCCAUGUUGGACCUCAAUAUGAAGCUGCAGCUAUCUGCCUCCAAAGCUCAAGUCAAGGCUAUCGACUUGGAACUCCGUCGACUCGAAGCGCAGGAGGCGGAGCAGCAUCUCGAGAUUGUCAAAAUGUUCCUCCCCGACAGCUACAAGGAGGAUCAGAACUCUGUCCUUGCCUUCUUGCGCUUCCAGCGAGUGUCGUUCAAGGCCAACAUGCUGCAGGGCUUCAUUCGGGAGAGAGUCGAUGGCCAGGUUCAUCCUGGACACGAGGACGAUGUGUUCUAUGGCCGCGAUGCUAUUGACAAGCUCACUUGGGUGUCGGCCAUGUGCGAACGAUUUGCCAACACGAUCCGACGCUGCUCGCCUGAAGGAUUUGCCAAGUUCGAAUCUACUCUCCAUGAAUUAGAUCCCGUUGAGCGGGCUCUUAACUCAUGGAUUGACGGUCUCAGGAAAGAUGAGCUCAAGGAGAAGAAGUGCGCCGACGAGCUUCAGCGAACUAUUGCCGUCCUUUCUCACCUUGGCGAAGUUCAUCUCGCCGAAGACCUCGCCUCCUUCGCAGACGAGACCUAUAUGCAGACACUAAAUAUGCAGAGCUAUCUCGAGUCCGCAACUAUUUCGUUCACCACCCUCAAGGCCAUGGUGCAGAGGAUCUUGUCCUCUUCCGAAAACGGGCAGGACGAGCUCAGCCAACACUUUGUCAAGCGUGCCGAGCUAGCCAUCGGGCAGACGCGAAGUGCCAAGCUUCUUGCUGGCAAGGCAGUCCGCGCGUUGGAAGAUCUCAAGACUCGGUCUCUAUCCUUGCAGCCCGAAUCUCGAGACGCCUUUGAGCAGGUCGAGAGUGCUGCGCAAGACCUUGCCAAUCUGGCACGCCAGCUUGGUAUCGAUCUGCACACUCUUCUCACUGAGGAAGGUCGCAACGAGCCUUAUACUUUUGCCGAAGUGCAGAGCACCAUCUCGAGGACUACCACCGCCGUCACGUCGUCCAGCGAGUCCGAUCUCUUCUCUACGUAUCUUGCCGGUCUCCGUGUUUCCACGAACCAGCUGAACGACCUCGCCGCUCUCUGCUCCGAUCUCGAUCAAGUCCAGGAAUUCGAUGUCCACCCCGCCCCCUGGGUCGUCAAGUCCAACGAACUCACUGCGCAAAAGACCCGACCAGUCGACGCCGAGGAAGCCAUGAGGCGCCUGAGGGAGGAGUACAACGAGGCCCGUAGGACGGUAGCCCAGCGCGACGACACCCUCAGCACCGCCCUCCUCAAGAUCGAGACCCUCGAGUCUCGGAUGAAGGACGCCCAGGCCAAGGUUAACCGCAUGGGCGAGCUCGAAGGUGAUCUCGAAGGCGUCAAGAAGCAGAACAUGGGUCUCAUGGAGGACAUCGAGAAGCAGGACCGCGAGCUCCGCGUUCUCGAAGCCGAGCGCGACAAGUGGAAGAAGGUGGCCGGCGACAGCCGCGCCUUCGUCGAGGGCGUCGGCGAGGCCAACACCAAGGUGGGCCAGGAACGCGCCGUGGCGACGGCCCGGCAGAUGGAUGGCCUUAGAGGGGAAAUCACUAAUCUGCAGGCCGCCGUGCGCUACCUGCGCGAGGACAACCAGCGGGCCAGGACGACGGAGCAGCAUAAGUACGCGUGGCUCGCCGAGCCGCUCAAGAAGCCGCCCUCCGUUGAGCAGCGGAGACGGGCUGUCGUGGCGGCUGAGGGGCGUGACGUGCUCGGGGAGCUUCUGCGCAUUGCGUCGUCGGCUAAGGUGUACGAUUUGACGACGCUGCCCGAGGAUAAGCUUGCUUGGAGGAGGGCGAAGACUACGCCGCAGUAUCAUGCUGCUAAGCAGGCCGAGGACUACGCUGCCUGGAAGAGCUGGCAGGAGGAAGUUGUGAAGAAGUCUAGGACCGUUCUUGGUGGGAAGCAUGCCGCGAAGGCUGGGAACAGGGCUCUUGCGAGGCUGCAGAUUCGUCUCCCUGGUGCUGAUGGGAAGGUGAUUCCUGGUACUGGCAAGGACGUGCAAAUUGUUGGCUCUGCGGAGUGGGAGCGGUUACAGGCUGCAAGGGUCGAAACGGAUUAA